UAGACUACUACAGCUAACACCGGGAGGACAGUUUGGCUCUGAAACACAGCACACAGGAGGCGCUCCGGUGAAGUUGUGCCCCGGUCGGUCGCGAGUUUUGUGCGCUCGGAAAAGACCACGGAGGCAGAGCUGGAUCAUAUAGCUGCUGUUUUGGAGGUAACGUUAUCGGUAACAGAGAGCCCAAAGCUGCAAGACAUGAAAUCCUUGUCGAGUGGACGAUUAUAGUUUUGAAAUAAAGUUACUGCUGCUGGCUGAGAAGAAUCUGUUUUUUUUGCUUUUCAAUUGGACCAUUGUCCUCAGGCAGCUGCUCUUUCAAUGUGGGAUACAGUUUUGGUGCUUUUGCCAGGCUGAAAUCCUCCAGGGUCAGGACCUCCCUCAUGGCAGCCUUACUCCUCGGGCUGCUGCUUUUUGCAAUGCAGUCUCCCCCCAUCCCCUCCAGGCCUGUCGCUGACGAAGGGCCACCUUCAUAUCCCACCUCAUCGCCCACCGACAACGAGCCCACCAGCCACCCAAACGGGACCCUCCAACAGCUGCCUCAGAUUAUAAUUAUUGGCGUGAGGAAGGGGGGGACGCGGGCGCUGAUAGAAAUGCUCAGUCUGCACAGUGCGGUGGCAGCAGCUCAGAACGAGGUGCACUUCUUUGACUGGGAGAGUCACUUUCAGAAGGGCUUGCCUUGGUAUCUCAGCCAGAUGCCCUACGCCUUCCCCGACCAGCUGACGGUAGAGAAGACACCGGCCUACUUCACCUCCAGCAAAGUCCCCAAACGCAUCCAUCAAAUGAACCCUGACAUCAAGCUGCUGCUCAUCCUCAGAGACCCCACAGAGCGGGUACUGUCGGACUACACCCAGGUCUUUUACAACCGUCUCCAGAAGCACAAACGCUACCAGCCCAUCGAGUCCAUUCUGGUUAAGGACAACGAGAUCAACCUGGGAUACAAGGCUCUCAAUCGCAGCCUGUACUAUGUUCACAUGCAGAACUGGCUGCAAUACUUCCCACUGGAGAGCAUUCACGUUGUGGACGGGGACGAGUUGAUCAGGGACCCCUUCCCUGAGAUGAAAAAGGUGGAAAGAUUCUUAAAGCUGGAACCCCAGAUAAACGCUUCAAAUUUUUACUUCAAUAAAACUAAAGGAUUCUACUGUUUGAGGGACCACGGGCGAGAACGGUGUUUACACGAUUCAAAAGGCAGGGCUCACCCUCAUGUGGCGCCCGCCAUCCUGCAAAAACUCUACCAGUUAUUUCACGAACCCAACAAGAAGUUCUUUGAGCUGGUGGGUCGAACAUUCAACUGGAAAUGAACGUUUGAGUCGCAGUAGUUUGUUGUAGAGUUACUUGGGGAUAAUCUCCAUGAGCUGUCCUGUUUUCCUCACUAACAAUGUAGAUGAAGAGACAAAGUUAAUGUAAAUUUAAACUAAAUCUAUUUUUGUACUAGUACAUUUGUUACAGGAGUUUGAUGGAGCCAAAUAUCAGGGCAGACUGCAGUUCAUGACAUGCUCUAGUGCAUGUCUUGUUUUUUCUUUUCAUUGUCAAACAUAUGCAUUUUAUUGUCUUUCUGUACUGUUAGAAACACUCACUACUGUUCAGCUCGUCUGAUUAAAGCAUACUUAUUAUGACAUUAAUAUGUUGCAUAAAGAUAAGUACCAGGAAGUUAAAUAUUGUCAUACCUUCAUGUUUCGAUUCAUAUAACUGCAUUUAGAGCUCUGAAGGACCUUUACCUGCUGCUAUGAUUUUCUCAGUCACUUUCAGGCACAAGCCGUACUGAAUAUGUGUUUGUUUGGUUUUUUUUUGUUGCUCAAAUUCUUCUUUCUUUAUGUAAGAGUCAGUUAAAAAUUCUCUGUGCAUAUAUAUAUAUAUAUAUUUGCCGAUCAUCAUGGUGUACUGUAAAUAAUUUUUUCAAAAAGUAAAGAAUUAAUACCAUAAUAAAGAUAUUUUAUUUUUA
Siniperca chuatsi (mandarin fish) is the source of this 1936-nucleotide messenger RNA. It is a transcript of the gene hs3st1, whose product is annotated as heparan sulfate (glucosamine) 3-O-sulfotransferase 1. The record is from RefSeq and is a predicted model, not a curated record. Gene Ontology annotation, molecular function: [heparan sulfate]-glucosamine 3-sulfotransferase activity. NCBI's taxonomy places the organism in Eukaryota, Metazoa, Chordata, Actinopteri, Centrarchiformes, Sinipercidae. The coding region runs from base 378 to 1295 and encodes 305 amino acids. The transcript has 2 exons.